AUGCCCUCACCGCCGGUGGAAACUCCUGAUGGUCAACACAGGCACGAUGUAGGCACAACAAGCGCCACGUUUACUGAUGUACCGCUCGGGCUAGACGGCGCCAACUCCAGCAGAGAAGACUUGGAGAAACUUCCCAGCAAAGAUGACUACGUCGAGGACGCAGCGGUGCAGUCCUCCAAGAGCCCUGCGAGGCCGACAUUGGCACCGGGCAGAUCCCCGACGGCUCGACGACCCUCGUUCAUCGACGAGGAAGAUGAUCCGGUUGCCAUCGCUGGCGCUGGCACCAGUUCGGCCGACGAUUCAAGAAAAGAAGCCCCGGUGACAUGGAUGUCGUUACCUAAGAAGGGUCAAUUGGCCGUUCUGACCCUCGCUCGACUCGUCGAACCGUUGACAGAACGAUCUCUUGCGGCAUACCUGUUCUACCAGCUUCGAUAUUUCAAUCCUGAUCUUCCAGACAGCGUGAUUGCCAGUCAGGGAGGAAUGUUCACGGCGGCUUUUGCGGCGGCCCAGUUUCUCACUGCAGUCUGGUGGGGACGUGCUGCCGAUACGCCCUGGAUCGGUCGUAAAAGAGUCCUGCUGGUGGGCUUAUUCGGCACCUGCGUAAGUUGCCUUGGUGUUGGAUUCGCCAGGUCUUUUGCUCAGGCGUUGUUCUUCCGAGCCUGCGCUGGAUGUUUGAAUGGAAAUGUCGGGGUGAUGAGGACGAUGAUUAGCGAGAUCAUCAAAGAGAAGAAGUACCAGUCGAGAGCGUUUCUUCUCCUGCCCAUGUGUUUCAACAUUGGUGUGGUAAUCGGCCCCAUCCUGGGCGGAUUCCUCGCAGAUCCCAUCACCUCAUUUCCCGGAGUUUUUGGCCCAGGUUCCACGAUUGGGGGCAAGGAUGGUGUCGGAUGGAUGACAGCAUUCCCCUAUGCUCUUCCGAACGUUAUCAGUGCCACCUUCAUCCUUUCCGCGGCCAUCUUACUGAUUCUUGGUCUCGACGAAACCCAUGCUGCACUUCGGGAUAGACCCGAUUACGGCCGAAAAGUUGGCAAGUACCUGGAAAGAAUGCUCUUCCGCCGAGGCAAGCAAGAGGAGUACGAGUACUCGGAGCUUGGAAAUCAGCUUGAGCUCCAGGAUGUCGAUUCUCCGCGAGACCGAGAUCCCGAGUCCUCCACAACGCCACAAACGAGGAUUAGCAAACCACCUCUGUGGCAGAAGUCGACACUCAAGUUCCGCCAGAUUUUCACCCGGAACGUGGUGCUGACACUGCUCAAUCACCACCUGUUAGCCAUGCAUGUGUCCGCCUUCAACGCCCUCGUUUUCCUUUUCCUCCCCGCCCCACGGUCCUCCAACACCAACUCGCACUUACCUUUCCUCUUCACUGGAGGUCUCGGGCUAUCGUCUGAAAAAGUCGGUCUAGCAACUGCAAUCAUCGGCGUCAUCGGCUUCCCUUUGCAGAUCCUCCUCUACCCGACCGUGAAUAACAAACUCGGCACUUUACCCUCGUAUCGAUGGUUCCUUCCAUUUUCCGUCCUCGCAUACUUCCUCAUGCCGUACCUCGCCCUCCUGCCAAACAAGGCGUACAUCGUCUGGCCAUGCCUCACCGUCGUCCUCGCAUUGCAAGUCAUUAGCCGAACAUUCGCGUUGCCGGGAUCGACGAUUCUCAUCAACAAUUGCACACCUCACCCGUCUGUGUUGGGGACAAUCCAUGGGGUCGCGCAGAGUGUGUCUUCCGGAGCAAGGACACUAGGACCGACGCUUGGAGGAUGGGGACUCGGCCUCGGUCUUGGUGGGAACUUUGUAGGCGGUGUCUGGUGGAUCAUGGCAUGCAUCGCGGUAUGCAAUUGGGGAUUGUUGUGGGUUCUAUACGAGGGAGACGCAGGUGUCUCUGCGGCGGUAUAG
This is a messenger RNA of Cladophialophora carrionii CBS 160.54, 1878 nucleotides long. RefSeq lists its product as uncharacterized. The transcript has 3 exons. The record is from RefSeq and is a predicted model, not a curated record. Gene Ontology annotation, molecular function: transmembrane transporter activity. NCBI's taxonomy places the organism in Eukaryota, Fungi, Ascomycota, Eurotiomycetes, Chaetothyriales, Herpotrichiellaceae. Gene Ontology annotation, biological process: transmembrane transport. Bases 1 to 1878 code for a protein of 625 amino acids.